GGACAAUUAAUGCCAUUUUUCUUGUGAACUUCAGCCAAGUGGAGUAAAUGCAAUGACACACGCUGAGUGACUAAAGACAGAUCAUAUGAUGUUGCAAGAAUCAGUAAAUGUUAGACAAAGCCUGCAUCACAGGGUGCUGAUAGCUGCAUUGAUUGUACUUGCCCACGACCUGAGCAGUGGAGGAGGAGCACAGGGAUGGAUGUACAACUACAGCAUCAGUCCAAACCGUAGAUGGGAAGAGGCCCGCAAGUGGUGCCAGCAGCACUUCACAGACAUGGUAGUCAUCCAGAACCAGGAGGAGGCUGACUUCCUCAACAGUAUGCUGCCACAGCACCGCAAUUAUUAUUGGGCAGGCAUCCUCAGAAAGGCAGGAAAGUGGACCUGGGUAGGAACCAACAAGACUGUGUCUGAAGAGGAACAGAAUUGGGCACCUGGGGAGCCAAAUGACGGAAACGACCACUGUGUGGAGAUAUACAUCAAGAGGACAGACGACACGGCCAAAUGGAACAAUGCGGACUGCAAAAAAAAGAAAGGAACUGUCUGCUACACUGUCUCUUGCAAACAGGAUUCCUGCAGUGCCCAUGCAGACUGUGUGGAGACCAUAGGGAACUACACCUGCCGGUGCCAUCCUGGUUUCCAGGGACCACGCUGUGAAGAGGCAAUCUCAUGCGAACCCUUGCCAGAUCUAGAACAAGGUUCUCACAACUGUUUGCAUCCCUUUGGGUCCAGUCAGUUCAACUCUUCCUGCCAUUUCCACUGUGAACUUGGCUUUCGAUUGGUAGGCGCGCCCCAACUGCUGUGCCAAGCUAGUGGACGUUGGGACCACCCUGUUCCUCUGUGUCAAGUUCAACAGUGUCCAGUUCUGAACAACACCAAUAUCAGUGGAGGUAACAUGAACUGCAGCCACCCUAUUGCACCUUAUAGCUACAACUCCACCUGUGAGUUCAGGUGUGACGAAGGCUAUGGGCUCAGUGGACACGACCAUACACAAUGUGACCACACAGGCCAGUGGACAGCCAGUGUCCCAACAUGUACAGUGAAAAAGUGCUCCCCCAUUAUCUUUCCUGUACCGGGCAACAUGACAUGUGUGGACACUGUGGAGCCUUUCUCCUAUGGCUCAGGCUGUAACUUCACCUGCCAGGAAGGCUUCUACCUGACUGGAGAGAACACAAUCACUUGUCUGGCCUCUGGACAAUGGAGCAAACCUACACCUGCAUGCAAAGCGGUACAGUGCAACAGUCUAAAGGCUCCUCCCCAUGGCACCAUGCAAUGCCAAGACCGUCUAAGUGUGUACAGCUAUGGCUCAGUGUGCACAGUCCAGUGUGAAGAGGGAUUUGAUCUGAUUGGCACAAACAUGACAAAAUGUUUGUCACAGGGCAACUGGAGUCACGCACUUCCUGUCUGCCAGGCUAAGAGGUGCCGUCCUAUCAAUUCUCCCCCUCAUGGCUCCUUAUCUUGCUCUGACCCAAAUGGUUCCUUCAGUUUUGGUUCUAAGUGUGUGUCAGCAUGUGAGGAGGGUUUUCUCCUGAAUGGAACAGCUAUAACUGGGUGCACUUCCUUGAGCGUGUGGAGUGCCGACAUCCCACAUUGCCUGGCUAAAAGAUGUCCCACUCUGACCUCUCCCCCUCAUGGCUCCUUUGUCUGCUCUGAUCCACAUGGAGAGUUCAGUUUUGGUUCUCAUUGCACAUCAACUUGUGAGAGGGGUUUUGUCCUGAAUGGGACGGCUGACACAGAGUGCACGUCUGUGGGCACAUGGAGCACAAACAUCCCACGUUGCUUGGCUAAGAAAUGUCUCGCUCUGAACUCUCCCGCUCAUGGCUCCUUAGCCUGCGUUGAUCCCCAUGGAGUGUUCAGUUUUGGCUCUCAGUGCAACUCAACGUGUGAGCAGGGUUUUGUCAUGAAUGGAACUGCUGAGACAGAGUGUACCUCCGUGGGCACGUGGAGCACAGAAAUACCCCGCUGUCUGGCACGCCCAUGCCCCCUACUGGCCAAGGCUCCACAACAUGGGAGCAUGAACUGCAGCCAUGCAUACUCCCCUUUCAGUUAUGGUUCCCACUGUGACUUUGAAUGCAAUGGGGGUUUCUGGAUGAGAGGAACAUCAGCUAUGACAUGCAACACCUCAGGCCACUGGAGUCAGGACCUACCCACCUGCCAGCCGGUACAGUGUGAGACCAUCCGUGCCUUGUCUUUACCUCUGUCUAUGAAGUGCUCCCAUCCCCUGGGGAAUUUCAGCUUUGGCUCCAAGUGUCUUUUCACCUGUAAAGAAGGGUAUCUUCUGAACGGCACAGGGGUGCUGUUUUGCUCCUCCACUGGGUUUUGGAGUGACACACUUCCUACCUGCACAGAGGAGGGAAUGCCUGUGGGGGCCGCCAUGCUGAUGUACACUGGUGUAGGGGCAGCUGCUGCUGUCGUGCCACUUGCCCUGAUAGGACUGGCUUUGUUGAUAAGGAGACAAUUCACAAAAAGAGGAAAUAAGAACAUCUCUGAUGUGCCAACAUGGGAGGAGAGAGACAAUCCAGCAUUUGAGUUUUGAUGGAUUUUUUGUUUGUUUGUUUUGUGUUUUUACUUCUGCAGCAAAUAAUCUCAAAUACUUUUGAGCUUGCUUUUAUUAUAUGAAGCUUGCUAGUAAUGAUAUCAAUAUAUAUAAGGAUCACAGUUGGAUUGAGUUUAAUUUCAAGUAAGCAGAUCCUUAAGAAUUGCAAUUGCUGAAUUUUUAGAUGAAUACUUUAAACUUUUGUUAUUAAUAAAACUAGAACCAUGCUUGAUGCACAUAUAGUAUAGGUUGUGUAUAGCUUUUGUUUUAUUUCCUGCUUGUAUAUUACUUUUUUUCUUAAUGUCAAUAAACUCAU
Messenger RNA from Thunnus maccoyii (southern bluefin tuna), 2849 nucleotides. RefSeq names its product selectin P. Gene Ontology annotation, molecular function: sialic acid binding; oligosaccharide binding. Gene Ontology annotation, cellular component: membrane; external side of plasma membrane. The record is from RefSeq and is a predicted model, not a curated record. Lineage: Eukaryota; Metazoa; Chordata; Actinopteri; Scombriformes; Scombridae. The transcript has 15 exons. Gene Ontology annotation, biological process: heterophilic cell-cell adhesion; response to cytokine; leukocyte tethering or rolling. Bases 86 to 2533 code for a protein of 815 amino acids.